CGCUCAUUUCGAUUCAAAAAGUAUAGCAAAUAUUCAUUUCCUUUGCACAAUAUCCUUUUUAAAUGGCAGCACGGAGGUCAUCGUUUCGCUUUCGCCUUCCUUGGUCUCAAGAUGAACCAGCUCCACCUCCAACACCAGCAACCCAACCAUCUACUCGACCCAAUGCUGGCACGGCUCCCUCUCCGGCAACUCGACCAGCAGCAGGGUCACAGCCAGCUGCGCGGACCAACACAAGCAAUCUGUCUAAAGCUGAAACCCCAACCAGCAACCAGCCACCCAACCCCACGAGAAACGCCACUCCUUCAAUUCCUACUUCACCAACUAAAGCUGGAACUCAGGACAACAAUCAGCUGCCCAACACCAAAACCAGCACAACUCCAACACCAUCUCUCUCUCCACCUCGCCCUAUUGAAUCCUCCACCCCAAGCACAUGCCAAUCACCUGCUACUCCUACCACUGCUGGCUCUUCGACUGAAGCCCGAACCCCUACCCAAGCCUCAAAUAUGAGCUCUACCUCCACCAAUUCUCCAGUUCGACCUACGUCUCAAACCACCACCAGUAACCCUACUACACCAAAGGUUGCUCAGAGGCCACCAUUUCGGCCAGCAGGGGCAGCUCCCACUCCCAAGAAUCGGGCAUCCAAGAACGAGUCUCAACCUUCAUCACCAUCUCAAGCAACUAACAAGCCCCGUAUCACAUCUCAACCAGCUUCACCAUCUGGUGCAGCAAAUAGGUCUCGUGUAUCUCAAUCCCCAUCUCCAUCUCGCUCAGCUCCUCAAUCACCGGCUAUGACUCCAACAUCCUCCCCAACACGCAAGGCUCCCCACGUCCUUUCAUCUAAAGCAGGUCAGGAAUCUUCAAACUCUCUAUCCGUCGUGAAAUCUCAAAUGCAAGAAAAGAAUCAGGAAACUACUCUGCCAACAUCGCCACCACAAUCAUUGCAAGAGAUUUCAAAGCCUUCUUCCAAAUCCAUAGAAGCAGAUAAAGAACCAACAGAACAAAUGGAGCUUCGAACCAAGAAAGAAACCAAGUCAGAUGCGGACUCUGAAGCAAAAAUAAAGUUCACAGACAAGGCAAUGAAACCUUCAGAAGAAUCAGUGCCAAAAUCCACUAUAACAGGCAUUACAAAAGGGCCAUCUGAGAAAUCAGAUUCUUCCAGUAUCAGUGGUGAACCUAAAAUGCUCAAAGAGUCAGAUACCAACAAUCAGGAAACCAAAGAAGUCAUGCAAGAAUCUAGACGUAAAGACUAUGGUGCUGGAGAAAGAACCCCAGAAGUUCAAUCGAAGCAAGAGGGUUCUAGCAAAGAUCAAAUUUUGAAAAACUCUGGAUCUAAUGGAAGGCAGACAAGAACAACUACAACUCAGCCAAGGAACAAAACUGCGGUGAUAAUAGAGGAGCAUCUAUGCAACUUGGCUCUGAUUCUUCCACAAAAGGAGGGCGAAUCCACAUUCACAGAGGAUACAAAAUAAACCCUAAUGAAAGUGCUGACGCAACCACAGAUGGGGAGGGAAGUUCAAAGACUAAGGAAGAUCAAACCUUAGCUGCAUACAUUAAUUGCAACG
Messenger RNA from Nicotiana tabacum (common tobacco), 1562 nucleotides. RefSeq lists its product as uncharacterized. NCBI's taxonomy places the organism in Eukaryota, Viridiplantae, Streptophyta, Magnoliopsida, Solanales, Solanaceae. The record is from RefSeq and is a predicted model, not a curated record.